Neoarthrinium moseri is the source of this 975-nucleotide messenger RNA. RefSeq lists its product as uncharacterized. Lineage: Eukaryota; Fungi; Ascomycota; Sordariomycetes; Amphisphaeriales; Apiosporaceae. Bases 1 to 975 code for a protein of 324 amino acids. The record is from RefSeq and is a predicted model, not a curated record. The transcript is spliced from 3 exons. Gene Ontology annotation, molecular function: oxidoreductase activity, acting on paired donors, with incorporation or reduction of molecular oxygen; heme binding; monooxygenase activity.
AUGCGUUAUGGGCCCAAUCGACUGAUAUUCAACAGCGCCGCUGCGCUUCGUGACAUCUAUCAAAACCCCAAGGUCACCAAAUCCCGUCUCUACUUGUUCUCUCUCAACGAUGGUGUCCCUUUCAUCUUCAACUCGCUUGACAGAAUUGUGCACCUCCGAAAGCGCAAGAUCAUCGGUCCAGCGCUAUCAGAACGAUCCAUGCGACUCUUUGAACCCACACUGGCCGAGCAAAUGGACAUAUUUCUGAAGCAGCUCCUUGCUGCUCAUUCGAGUCCAAUAAAUCUCACAGAGCGCUGUAGACGACUCGCUAUGGAUGUGGUUGGCCAUUUGGCCUUCGGUUUCCCACUUGACUUGCAGACCAAAGAUGAACACUAUUAUGUGUUAAGUGGGUUUUCCAUUGCAAAUUUCCGCAUCAAUUCAUACAUGAACUUUCCGUUUUUGUCAAAGCUUGGCCUGGAUCAUCUGUUCAAUAGAAGCCCGUUCCGGCGAAAACUGCGCAGUGUAGUCCAGAAAAUGAUCACAACACGCCUUGCACAGGAUAGGAAAGAAACUCCCGACUUUUAUUCUAUCGUCAUGGACAACCUGGAGACCAAAUCCGUCAACUUUCAGCGAAGUGAGCUUUUCACAGAGAGUCUCUUUUUCAUCUCAGCCGGUGGCGACACUGUAUCGACCGCUAUGGCGUCUCUAUUCUUCUAUUUGUCAAGGAACAAGCACUGUUAUAAUAAACUUUCGAACGAAAUUCGCACCACCUUCAAGUCGGGCAACGAGAUUCGUAGUGGUCCGCAACUUGCAAGAUGCGGUUACUUGCGUGCGUGUAUCGAUGAGACUUUGCGGAUGUCCCCUCCUAUCGGUGGCACAUUGUGGCGUGAGCAAUCAAAUCAAGAGGACGGAGAACCCUUCGUGGUCGACGGCCAUGUUAUCCCACGAGGCACCCACGUUGGUGUCAAUAUAUUCUCAAUCCACCACAACGAGUAA